Molecule: messenger RNA, 246 nt
Organism: Racocetra persica
Lineage: Eukaryota; Fungi; Glomeromycota; Glomeromycetes; Diversisporales; Gigasporaceae
Source: the annotation of a GenBank genome assembly
UCUGAUAAUAAAUCGCCAGACUAUUAUGAAAUAUCCGAUGAAUAUGAAACAACAGAUAUGUUUAUUUCAACUGAAUUUUCUGAUAAUGAAUUGCCAGACUGUUAUGAAACAGACGAUGAAUAUGAAACAGGCAAUGAGUAUUCAAAUAAUGGAUCAGUUUCUGAAGAAUUUAUACCUAAAAAAAAUAAAAUCCAAGCAGAGUUGGCUAGUCAUCCAGAUGUACUCGAAAUUUUAAGUCCACUAUGC